UAUAUCUACCGCGAUAUGCAAAUAAUUUUCACACUAGACGCAAAAAGUAAGAUAUGCCUAAUUAAAAAUGUAGAAUUAAAUAUAUUCAUAAGACAGAUAAUUUUUAUCGCAAUAUAAUUUAUUAAAUGUUUCUCACUUCGUCUAAAUUCUUUUGGUCAAUUUGAGCGCGUUCCGAAUUUUCAUAUUUAUUUUCAAAGAAUCAAAAUCUAAAAUCGAUAUUUUGAAUUUCCGUAUACGUUGCAUUCCGUACAGAGGUCCCCUCUGCUAUAAGUAUAAUUGACCUGAUGCUAUCGAUUGCAAGUUGGACGUCCAUUGCUCUACUAGCGUCAACGUGCCGAUCAAGUAUCAUUACAAGUUAUAUUAUAUUGUGAAGUCGUCAUCUGGCGUUGCGCAAAGCUCACAAAGGAGCUACUUCUUGAAGCGCUUGGUAUCUAAGUUGAAUAGAAACCCGGGCGCAUUUCCCCUUGUCGGAUGUAACCGACGACCCUCAUGUGUAAUCGAGUGCACUCAACUCUCUCUGUGAGGCACCACUCCGGAAAUUCGAUGCCGGGAGUCUCAGGGCACUCCUGGCCAUUAUCCAUCUUCAAAACGUCAAAUUUCCGUUCAUACGGCAAAUUUCCGUAAUUACGUCGCUUCUUCAUGAUAUUCGAUUCGUUUCAGACUCCCCCUCCUCCUUCGAUCCCUGACGUAAACGUUCACUGUCAAUCAUCGAGUGCCGUCAUCGACGUUGUUGUUGCCGAUGUCAAGUUCGCGGAGAUGUAAUUCCAAGUCCACGUGGACGAUGACCGUGCAGGCGAGCGAGGGUGGUGUUGCAUCGAUGUGAUAGCGACGAUCUGGCAGGUUGACGAAUGGUGCUGGCGAAAAAUCCGUCUCCAAAGCGCGGCCUGAGCCCCCAACGAGAAAAUGGGAAGAACGGGAGGUCGAGAGAACGAAGAGGUGGAGGACGAGGCUCGCGAGGAAACAGUCCUGCCGAGCAAACUGGUUCUCGAGGAAGUAGCCCGGCAAAGAGCGGCGGCUCCGACACCAAGGGAAAGGGGAAAAAUGCCCCGCUAUUGCACUCGCGGGGUAACGAAGCUGGUAGCAUCGAGAGAUUGAUAGACGGCGAUAAACGGAUAAUUGCGACCAAGCAUUUACUUCCAGAAAACAAUAUAAAUGUCGCUGUCAGAGUUCGUCCGCUCAGUAAUAAGGAAAUUAAAUCCGGCGAUGAGAUGGCCGUGCAUUUUCCCGGCGAUGGACAGAUAUACUGCGACGCGGUUACGAGCAGCGGCGACAAAAAGCCGAAGGUAUUUUCCUACAACGUUGUUUUCGAGCCAAAUGCCACGCAGGAGGAUAUUCUACAAUAUUCCGGUAUUAAGAACCUCAUUGACAUGGCAGUGGAAGGCUUCAGCUGCACCGUGUUUUGCUACGGGCAAACCGGAAGUGGCAAAACGCAUACCCUGACCGGACCUCCGAGACUCUUCGAUAAAAUGGAUCCAUACUCGGAGGAUCACGGUCUGGUCUUCCGUUCCUUCGUCUACCUAUUCAAAGUCCUUAAAAAACACGAGAAUUGCAAUUUUGUGCUAAAAGCUUCCUUUCUGGAAAUCUACAAUGAGAAGGUGAUAGAUCUCUUAAAUCCUGGCACUUCGAGAAAACCCUUGGCAGUUCGGUGGAGUAAAAAAACUCGCGGGUUCUUCGUCGAAAAUCUCUUCACCGUGGAAUGUGAAGAAUUAGACGAUCUUUUGGCGGUUCUCGAAGAAGGAAUGAGGAAUAGAUCAAUCGGUACGCACAAUAUGAACGAAUAUUCCAGCCGAAGCCACUCAAUUUUGACUGUAAAUAUAACUUCUGAGCAAGCAAUGGAGAACGGCGUGUUCAUCUCGAAACAGGGUAAAAUAAAUUUCGUGGAUCUCGCCGGAAGCGAGAUGACGAAGAAAACUCUGAGUGAGGGCAAAACCUUGGAAGAGGCAAACAAUAUUAACAAAAGCCUUAUGGUACUAGGAUAUUGCAUCGCUUCGUUGAGCGAUGGAAGACGAAAAGGUGGGCACAUCCCUUAUCGGGAUAGUAAACUGACAAAGCUUUUGGCUGAUAGUUUAGCCGGAAAUGGCAUCACAUUAAUGAUUGCCUGCGUUUCACCAGCUCGUUCGAACGCCAAUGAAACGUUAAAUACUUUGAGAUACGCCGCAAGAGCCAAAAAGAUUUCCACAAAACCUAUUAUAGUGAUGGAUCCACGUGAGGCUCUAAUUCUCAGCUUAAAGCGAGAAGUCGGGGCUCUUCAGACCGAAAACGAUCAUUUAAGGCUGACUCUUCAUCUUAACGAAGCUCAAAAUAUGCUUCGCAGCGAAUCCAAAAGCGAAAGACUGAUACCCAUAACACCGCCACCGGUGGAUUUGGACAAAUUGGCCGAGAUGGAAAGUUCGGAAUUGAGCCAAUUGAUCCACGCAUAUAUCACCGAAAACGAGGCGCUACGACGUGAGAAUGCGGAGCUCUAUGCCACGCGGGACCAAGUGAUACGGGACCAGGAACUUGUUUGUCGCGAAAACGAGAGGUUGCUGAAAAAACUCGAGGACGUAAAUUCAGUAUGCUGUCGAUCGCCUAUAAUACCAGCGAGGCCCUCGUACUCGGCAGAAUUAUUGAAUGACAAUAACGAAGAUGUACCUGGUGCGACUAAUGUUUGGACGAAUCCUAACGCCGCUCCCAGUCCAGUGUAUUCUUUUUCGAAGUAUACAAUUAACAGUGGACUGUACAGAUCAGCCGGUAGCAUGCCAGAGAAGGUGCUAAAGGAGCUCGAUAAGCGAAGAAUCGUCGGGAGUUAUAAUAACAUCGCCGAGGCUUAUAAGGAUAAGACCAAUCACCGUCGUCACAAUUCGUGGGAUAACAGUAAUCGACCUAUGAUUAGCCCAGAACAGAGAAUCUCACCAAUAGAUAUAAAUCAUCAAGGUCGAAGGACGACCUUGCGGCGCACCUCGACGGUCCCUGAGGAGGGUAAGUCAUUGAGGUCGAGAUCGAGAUCGAGUGACCUGCCCGCUGCGGAUGGCGAUGGCACCAACACCACCAUCACCGAUACCACUACCACCACCACUACUACCACAACCACAACCACCAUCGGCAUGACCACUUCGACCACCGAGAUGCACGUCGAGCAAUCUAACGGGUCGCCCGAUUCGAUUCUGAGCGGUCCUCUCGAUGAGGGUACCAAUUCCGCUCCUCACAGCGCGGAGUCGGUCACCCCUACCGUUCCUUUUCCACCGAUCUCACACUCGCCUUCGUUUUUCGCGCCAUUGGAGUCGGGAUCGCGGACCCGAAGGUCGCAAUCGCGGACCAACGACAGGAGGAGCGCUGGAGGGAGGACGAAGGACGAACAACGGGCAUUCGGGAGUCCGGUCUCCAUCGACGACGAUGACGACGCGCAAUUUUGAGACCGCGAACGUCGACGGAUCCCAGAAAAGAUGCCAUACACCUACGAAAAAAAUAAAAAUCAUUUUCGAGGGAACACAUUUUUUUGCGCAAGGAAAUAAAGACAAUUUCCCUCUUUUUAUUCUGUGAGAGACAUAGAGUGACAUCUAUUUAAUAAACUACUCAUACAAUUAUUCAUUAUUGUAAUUGUAAAAUACACUCCUACACACAUGUUAGACAAAUUUCUUUUUCUUAGUUCAAAAUGAGAGACGAGAGUUGUACAGAAUAAAAUACUUAUAGAUAAAUCGAAGCUAUGUAAGAAAAUUGAUGAAUUAAAGUGAAUUGAAAGAAAA
Messenger RNA from Pogonomyrmex barbatus (red harvester ant), 3722 nucleotides. RefSeq names its product kinesin-like protein KIF12. Gene Ontology annotation, cellular component: microtubule associated complex. Gene Ontology annotation, molecular function: microtubule motor activity; ATP binding; microtubule binding. Gene Ontology annotation, biological process: microtubule-based movement; spindle elongation; mitotic spindle organization. NCBI's taxonomy places the organism in Eukaryota, Metazoa, Arthropoda, Insecta, Hymenoptera, Formicidae. The record is from RefSeq and is a predicted model, not a curated record.